AUGGCAUCAGGGCCCCAAAAUCAAGAUGUUGUUUUGGAGAACCUGAGGAAGCAGCUUGCUUUAGCUGUAAGAAGCAUUCAAUGGAGCUAUGCUAUUUUCUGGUCCAUUUCAUCUAAACAACCCGGGGUGCUGGAAUGGAGUGAUGGAUACUACAAUGGGGACAUCAAGACUAGGAAAACAGUUCAAUCAGCAGAACUCAAUGUUGAUCAUUUGGGAUUGCAGAGAAGUGAACAGCUUAGGGAGCUUUAUGAGUCCCUCUCUGAAGCUGAGACCAACAGUACUCAACAAGCUAAAAGGCCUUCAGCUGCAUUGUCCCCUGAAGACCUUACUGAUACCGAAUGGUACUACUUGGUUUGCAUGUCAUUCAUCUUCAAGAUUGGCGAAGGAUUGCCGGGCCGCACACUGGAAAAGGAUCAAAUUAUAUGGUUAUCCAAUGCUCACCAAGCAGAAAGCAAAGUGUUUUCAAGAUCUCUGCUUGCAAAGACUGUUGUUUGCUUUCCACAUCUGGGAGGUGCAGUGGAGCUAGGGGUAACAGAUUUGGUUACAGAAGACACAGAUCUUGUUCAACAUAUCAAAUGCGCUUUCUUGGACAAUCCUUACAUCAACAUCUCUGAAAUUCCCUACUACGUUCCUGAUAAUGGAAGAACUGACAUAAGUAUGAGAGAAAAUGAUCUUGAUAUGCUGGCUGAAGGUGAAGAAGAACAGAUUAGUUCUCCAAAUAACAGUACAAGCGGUUUUGAGGAUGAUCAGUACGCAGAAGAAUCACAUAUGUUGGAAGACAAUAAUGAAGAUGCUUCUCAGGCACAAAGCUGGCAGUUUAUGGAUGAUGAUGAUAGCAAUUAUGCUCAUAACUCUAUGAAUCCUAGUGACUGCAUAUCUCAAACAUAUGCAUACCAGGGAAAACCUGCUCCUCAUUGCAACAAAUCAAGACCAAAUAAUGAGGAUAAUUUGCAUGAAUUACAUGAGUGCAACCAGAAGAAACUGAAUAGUUUUGGUUUUCGUGGUGAUGAUGUUCACUAUCAGGGUGUGCUUUCCACACUCCUAAAAACCUCUCAUCAGCUGGUUUUGGGGCCAUACUUCAGAAAUAUGAACAAAGAGUCUAGCUUUGUUAGCUGGUCAAAAGAAAGGUCAAAAGUUACGCCCACAAAAUAUGGUGGAAAACAGCAAAGAUUACUGAAGAAGAUCCUCUUUGAAGUUCCUAAACAGUAUGGAAAUUGGAUGCAAGAAUCUAGUGCAAACAAUGGAAAAAGAGAGAGCAUUUGCAGACCUGAAGCAGAUGAACUUGACAGCAGUCAUGUAUUGGCCGAAAGGAAAAGGAGACAAAAAUUGAAUGAAAGAUUUACAUUGCUUGGAUCUUUGGUCCCAACUAAUGGCAAGGUUGACAAGGUCUCGUUACUUGAUGACACUAUAGAUUACCUAAAAGAGCUUCAGAGAAGAGUCGAAGAGCUUGAAUCGUACAAAGAAGAGAUGGAGAGAGAGGCAAGAACAAGGAGGAGAAAUCAUGGAAGCAAAGAAACCACAUCCAGUAACUACUUCAGAAGUAGAGCUGGGAUCAGCAAGAAACCAUUGAUUAGCAAGAGAAAAGCCAGUGAUGUUGCAGAUACAGAACCUGAUGAUCAUUGCAUGUUGAGGGAGAUUUCAAGUGAUGAUUUAACUGUCAGUGUGAUUGAUAAGAAUGCUUUGAUUGAGCUCAAGUGUCCUCAUUCGGAAUCUGUGCUUUUGGACAUUUUGGAGGCAGUAAGCGACCUCAAUCUAGAUUCUCACUCAGUUCAAUCUGCCAACUCUGAUGGAAUUCUCUCUAUCACCAUUAAAGCUAAGUUUAAGGGCCGAAAAGUUGCAACACCUAGUAUAAUUCGACAAGCAAUUCAGGGAAUCAUCCGGAAGAAUCCAACAUUAUGA
Messenger RNA from Oldenlandia corymbosa var. corymbosa, 1899 nucleotides. The record is from the annotation of a GenBank genome assembly. NCBI's taxonomy places the organism in Eukaryota, Viridiplantae, Streptophyta, Magnoliopsida, Gentianales, Rubiaceae.